This is a messenger RNA of Cricetulus griseus (Chinese hamster), 2256 nucleotides long. Lineage: Eukaryota; Metazoa; Chordata; Mammalia; Rodentia; Cricetidae. The record is from RefSeq and is a predicted model, not a curated record.
AGCCCAGAGGAGCUGGCCCUCAGAACUUACAGCAGUAGGACUCUGCAGCCACAGUCUGUCUUCACAGGCCCCAGCUGCACGGUACAUCUAGGCAAGCUGCUGGCUGUGGGUGGGGCCCCCCCCUGGUACCUCUGACAAGAUCACCUCACCACCACUUGUUCUGAGAUGCUCUGCCAACCAGCCAUGCUGCUAGGUGGCCUCCUCCUGCUGGCUACCAUGGCUGCAGCCCAGCAGAGAGGGCCAGCAGGCAGUGGGCGCCGCCAGAUUCAACUGGUCCAGCAUGGCCAGUGCAGCUACACCUUCGUGCUGCCGGAGCCUGAUAUCUGCCAGCUGCCCCAAAAGGCUCCUGAUGCUUUUGGGGGCUCCAACAGCCUCCAGAGGGACUUGCCUGCCUCCAGGCUGCCCCUGGCAGACUUUCGAGCCCAGCGGGCCCAGCGUGUGAGGCAGCUGGAGAAGAUACUAGAGAAUAACACUCAGUGGCUGCUGAAGCUGGAGCAGUCCAUCCAGAGGAACCUGAGGUCAAACCUGGCACAGGCCGGGCAGCACCCGGUUCAGAACCAGACAACCACCAUGCUGUCACUGGGUGCCAACCUCAUGAACCAGACCACGGCUCAGACCCACAAGCUGACUGCUGUGGAGGCACAGGUCCUAAACCAGACAUCACGCAUGAAGCUCCAAAUGCUGGAGAACUCACUGUCCACCAACAAGCUGGAGAGACAGGUGCUGAUGCAGAGUCAUGAGCUACAGCGGCUACAGAGUCGCAACAGGGCACUGGAGAGCAGGCUGCAGACUUUGGAAGCACAGCACCAGGCCCAGAUGAACAGCCUCCAAGACAAGAGGGAGCAACUGCAGAGCCUCCUAGGCCACCAGACCGGGGCUCUGGCUAACCUGAAGCACAAUCUGCAGGCCCUGGUCAGCAAUUCCAGCUCCCUGCAGCAGCAGCAGCAACAGCUGAUGGAGUUAGUACAGCGUCUGGUUCAAAUUGUAGCCCAGGACCAGCGCCCUGUGUCCCUAAAGAUCCCCAAGCAGCUGUUCCAGGACUGUGCAGAGAUCAAGCGCUCCGGGGCCAACGCCAGUGGCAUCUACACCAUCCGUGUGGCCAACAUGACAAGGCCUCUCAAGGUGUUCUGUGACAUGGAGACUGAUGGAGGUGGCUGGACUCUCAUCCAGCGCAGGCAGGAUGGAAGCGUGAAUUUCCAGAGGACCUGGGAGGAAUACAAAGAGGGUUUUGGUAUUGUGGCUGGAGAGCACUGGCUGGGCAAUGAGGCUGUGCACCACCUCACCAGCAGGACAGCCCAUUUGCUGCGUGUGGAGCUGCAUGACUGGGAAGGCCACCAGACCUCCAUCCAGUAUGAGCAUUUCCAGCUGGGCAAUGAAAGGCAGCGGUACAGCCUCUUGGUGAAUGCAAGCAGCAGCUCAACAGGACUCAAGAACAGCCUGACUCCACAGGGCACCAAGUUCAGCACCAGCGACAUGGACAAUGACAACUGCAUGUGCAAAUGUGCCCAGAUGAUGUCUGGAGGGUGGUGGUUUGAUGCCUGUGGCCUCUCCAACCUCAAUGGCAUCUACUAUCCAGUUCAUCAACACUUGCACAAGAUCAAUGGCAUUCGCUGGCACUACUUCCGGGGCGCCAGCUACUCGCUGCAGGGCACGCGUAUGAUGCUGCGGCCAAUGGGUGCUUGACACACAGCCCUACAGAGACGGAUGCCAGAGGAGGACUCUAAACCUGGAUGGCUCCGUGAGAGCUGGGCCCCCCCAAGAAAUCAGUGCCCAGGGCUCAUCCUUGUCAUUCGAGGACACCAGGGCCAGCUGACCUUGUCACCUGCCUCUCUGUGCCACUCCAUUGUGAACUGCUGGGUGCUUGUGGCACUGCCUCUGUGGUACCUAUCUCCUCUUCCUCCUGCCACCUGCAGGGACUCCCCACAAUGACCUGAGGCAGACUAAACUUGACACCUCAAGAGGUUGGGGUUGCAGCAGGUAGGAGAAGCUUCCAGACUGGGGGUGCCCUCCUCCAGAGAAGGCUGAGAAUCUAUUUCCCCUCUCCAAUUCCAAGGUUCCCCAGCCUUGAGAGGACUGUAGACUCUUUCCAAGGCCUGGCCCUCUCAGAAGCUUCUAGAGGUAUGAGGGGUCUUUUUACGCCAGUGUGCCCUAGAGUGUGUUCCAUGGGUAAUAACCAGGGUUCCUCUCUAAACUACCUAGGACAAAGUGAGAGAAGAUCAGCAGGUCAAAUAAAAAGAACAGGCUUUCUUAACUGCA